AGCCAGUUUCGGACCCCAAUUGGAGCUUCCAGCGCUAACGUGAACGUGUUCCAUACCACGUAAUCAACAGACGGUGACGGGAAGCACAUGCUAAACGCUACCGUAGAGCAUAAUCAUGGCGCUGGGACGCCAAUUGAGAUUUAUGCUUGGCUUUUGCUGGCUCAAUGCCUUCCUCACCGGAUUGUUAGGCAUCGCAACAUUUGCAUCCGCGAGCACGACCGACGACGGCGAAUCCAUCCUGCACAGCGAAGUCGGCCGCCAAAAUAAUCAGAGCUUGCUAUGGGGCCCCUACCGACCAAACCUCUACUUCGGGGUGCGCCCCAGGAUACCCAAGAGCUUGAUGACGGGCUUGAUGUGGGGCAAGAUCGAGACAUACACCGACUUUCAGAACACGAUACGGUACACUUGCGAACAAAAUGAGGGCAUGAAGGGCUAUGGCUGGGAGGAGUACGACCCUAGACGGGGCGGCAUCCAGACCAUCCACGACAUCCAAAACGGCCUCGACCUCACCACGUCUUUCAUCAAGGUUCCUGGCGGUGCACACGGUGGCAGCUGGGCGGCGCGUAUUAAGGGUGUGCUCAACGACGAUGCCCCCAAGGACCAGAAGACGAUUCUGGCGUAUUACGUCACCCAAGAGGGGACCGACUCGGAGCUCCAGGCUUUGGAGAGCGAGGAUGAGAAGGGUUACGAAGGCGAUGUUACAUUGAAGGGGCGGUCAGAGUCGCUGGGGAACUACAAGCUUGUCGUCACCAAAGGCGAGGGGGUCCAGCCCAAGAGCGACCAUGACAUCUCGAGCAUCCGAGGACCGGGCCAGACCGUGGUCCAGUCGCUGACCUACCCGGAGGAGCAGAUGUGGCAGGCGAAGCCGAUUCUGUUCAGACAGCUCAAGGAGGGCAUCGACUGGUUGGUGGAGAACAAGUACGAUGUCCAGGACCCCCCACCACCGUGGCAGGUGUACCUGCUCAGCAACCGACCCGGCAGUGGAAACGUCCACAUCGUACAAAGGGUCUUUGAGGGAGACUUUGAGUUUGACGUCAUCUUCUCGAGCGAGUCAGCCGGCAAGGAGCUCACGAGUGCCGAUUUGUCGAGGGAGAUCAAGGAGACCACUGAAUCCUUUGGCGACCGCUUCUCGGGCGUGUUUGCCCCGAAGGCGCCGUUCAAUGCGGACAAGUUUAAGAAGUUUGGCCGCAGCAUGUUUUCCAACCUGAUCGGAGGCAUUGGCUAUUUUUACGGCGAGUCCGUGGUGGACCGCUCUCACGCGCCCGAGUACGACGAGGAGAACGAAGGCUUCUGGGAGGAAACAGCCGAGGCGCGGGCCCGCAACCAACAGACAUUGGAGGGCCCGGCUGAACUGUUCACGAGCAUCCCCUCCCGGCCUUUCUUCCCCCGCGGUUUCCUGUGGGAUGAGGGCUUCCACCUGCUUCCCAUCGCUGACUGGGACAUUGACCUCACGCUGGAGAUUGUCAAGAGCUGGUUCAACCUGAUGGACGAAGACGGCUGGAUUGGUCGCGAGCAGAUUCUCGGUGAUGAAGCGCGCAGCAAAGUCCCCGGCGAGUUCCAAACCCAGUAUCCGCAUUACGCCAACCCGCCUACCCUCUUUCUGGUCAUUGACGCCUUUGUCGAGAAAUUAGCCAAGACCAACGGCAGUCUUCCUGUGAGCGGAGAGCACCUUUCCCAAGAUGAGCCCCUCGCCACUGCCUCCCUCGACAACCCCGAAGUUGGCCUCGAGUACCUCCGUCGCCUCUACCCGCUCCUCAAGCGCCAGUUCGACUGGUUCCGCAAGACCCAGGCGGGCGACAUCAAGUCGUACGAUCGUGAGGCCUUCUCCACCAAGGAGGGCUACCGCUGGCGCGGCCGCACCACCACGCACUGCUUGACCAGUGGGCUGGACGACUACCCGCGCCCGCAGCCGCCGCACCCGGGUGAGCUGCACGUCGACCUUCUGUCGUGGGUCGGCACCAUGGCCAAAUCCCUCAUCAACAUCGGCGACGCGCUGGGCCUGGCUGAGGACGUGGACUCCUACAAGCAGAUCCUGACCGCCAUCGAGCGCAACCUCGACGACCUGCACUGGUCUGAGAAGGACGGCUGCUACUGCGACGCGACGGUGGACGCCUUCGAGGAGAACCAGCUGGUCUGCCACAAGGGGUACAUCUCGCUGUUCCCGUUCCUGACGGGCCUGCUCAAGGCGGACAGCCCCAAGCUGGGCAAGCUGCUGAAGCUGAUCGGCGACGAGGAGGAGCUCUGGAGCCCGCACGGCCUGCGCAGCCUGAGCAAGGCGGACGAGCUCUACGGCACGGCCGAGAACUACUGGCGCAGCCCCGUCUGGAUGAACAUCAACUACAUGGCCGUUGUGCAGCUUCACAACGUCGCUACCCAAGAGGGCCCACACAAAGAAACGGCGCGCGACCUGUACUCGCGCCUGCGCAGGAACCUGGUGGACACGGUCUACCAGAGCUGGGAGGAGACGGGUUUCGCGUGGGAGCAGUACAACCCCGAGACGGGCAAGGGCCAGCGCACGCAGCACUUUACUGGCUGGACCAGUCUGGUGGUCAAGAUCAUGGCCAUGGAGGAUCUGGAGGCGCCCGCCGCGGCGGCAGCGGCGGAGCCGGAGGUGGAGACGGAGAGGGAUGAGCUUUAGAUAGAUAGAACUGGGCAUUGUAGAAUAGUUAGCUGGUUUUGUAAGUUGAUCGGCCGUUUAAAAGUAAAAGAACGAUGGCGUUUAUUUGUUUG
Messenger RNA from Chaetomium fimeti, 2730 nucleotides. Its product is annotated as glycoside hydrolase. Gene Ontology annotation, cellular component: endoplasmic reticulum membrane. Bases 116 to 2638 code for a protein of 840 amino acids. The record is from RefSeq and is a predicted model, not a curated record. The transcript has 4 exons. NCBI's taxonomy places the organism in Eukaryota, Fungi, Ascomycota, Sordariomycetes, Sordariales, Chaetomiaceae. Gene Ontology annotation, molecular function: Glc3Man9GlcNAc2 oligosaccharide glucosidase activity. Gene Ontology annotation, biological process: protein N-linked glycosylation; oligosaccharide metabolic process.